Sinocyclocheilus rhinocerous is the source of this 4834-nucleotide messenger RNA. Its product is annotated as synapsin-1-like. Gene Ontology annotation, cellular component: synaptic vesicle membrane; synaptic vesicle. Gene Ontology annotation, biological process: neurotransmitter secretion. Gene Ontology annotation, molecular function: ATP binding. The coding region runs from base 528 to 2618 and encodes 696 amino acids. The record is from RefSeq and is a predicted model, not a curated record. The transcript has 14 exons. Lineage: Eukaryota; Metazoa; Chordata; Actinopteri; Cypriniformes; Cyprinidae.
CGCAGAGAAUCUGGCCGGAGAUUUAGACUCACCGAGUUUCAUUUAUGACAAUUACUACCCUAACCGAGCAAGCACACUUUUAACAAGUGCCUCUUCGCUAGGAUUCUUUUUCUCCACGCCCGUGGAAUAGACUCUAAACAUCAUCAACAUCAAUGGAAGGAGCAUGAAAUCCUAAUGCCAAUCGUUGAACGAGCUUCUCAGUGAUGUAAGUCAAUCAGUCACACUUAGGCUAUUACGAGCAUUUAUUUACGCAUAUUUAAUCGUGAUUUUAAUAAAGCGUUGAUUUGGUUUCUUUCAUUUGUUGCGGUGCAGCUUUGCAUUGCAGCUUUUGCAUACGACCUUUGCUUUGAGGUGCACCCUGGAGAAUUGCGUAUCACUCAUUUUCGCGUCUCGUUUUAAACUGAAACGCUCGGUUGCAUCCUAUAUAUCAAAUACUUGAUCGGUUUUCCAUUCGUCUUGGAUUUUUUGUUUUGCCGUGCAGAAUCUACAGGGGAUAAUUUACAGUCGCAUCCCUUCUCAUCUUCACCAUGAAUUACCUGCGACGUCGACUAUCGGACAGUAAUUUCAUGUCCAACUUGCCCAAUGGCAUGAGCGAUGUACAGCGGCCCGAUCCGCCGCAGCAGAGCCCAGCCCCGGUGCUUUCGCCGGGCUCUCAAGAGAGGCGUCAACCCCCCAGCCAGUCUACCGGCGCCGGCUUUUUUUCCUCCAUUUCCAACGCCGUCAAACAGACCACCGCCGCCGCUGCCGCUACCUUUAACGAGGCCACCGAGAGAGGAAUCGGCUCGAGCAAUGCCAAGAUCCUCCUGGUCCUUGAUGACCAGCAGACAGACUGGGCAAAGGUGUUUAAAGGCAAAAAGGUUCAUGGUGAAUUUGACAUUAAAGUAGAACAGGCUGAAUUCUCUGAGGUUAAUCUGGUGGCUCAAGCAACAGGAAGCUACAGUGUGGAUAUUGAGGCCAUCCGCAAUGGCAACAAAAUCACAAAGUGUUUCAAGCCAGAUUUUGUGCUGGUGCGACAGCAUGCUUUUAGCAUGGCCAAGAAUGGCGACCACAGGAACAUUGUGAUUGGACUUCAGUAUGCUGGUCUGCCCAGUGUCAAUUCCCUUCACUCUGUCUACAACUUCUGUGACAAACCAUGGGUGUUUGGUCAGUUGUCCAGAUUGUACAAGCAGUUGGGUCCAGAGGAGUUCCCACUGAUCGACCAGGUUUAUUACCCCAACCACAAGGAGAUGAUCACUACACCUGGCUUUCCUGUGGUUGUGAAGAUGGGUCAUGCUCACUCUGGCAUGGGAAAGGUCAAAGUGGACAAUCAAUAUGAUUUCCAAGACAUUGCUAGUGUUGUAGCUUUGACAAAGACGUAUGCCACAUCUGAGCCUUUUAUUGACGCCAAGUAUGACAUCCGAAUCCAGAAAAUCGGUGACAAUUACAAGGCCUACAUGAGGACAUCUAUAUCUGGCAACUGGAAGACCAACACAGGAUCAGCCAUGCUAGAGCAGGUGGCCAUGUCUGACAGGUAUCGUAUGUGGGUGGACGUAUGCUCUGAGGUUUUCGGAGGUCUUGAUAUAUGCGCUGUAGAGGCAUUGCAUGGUAAAGAUGGUCGAGAUUACAUCAUAGAGGUGGUGGGCUGCUCAAUGCCUCUCAUAGGAGAUCAGCAGGAUGAGGACCGGGCUCUGAUAGCUGAUCUUGUUGUGGCUAAAAUAAACCAGACCGUGCCACGCACUUCAGCUCCCACUCCAGUCCGUUCUCAGGGCCCAGCUGUUUCACCUCAACCCAUCUCUCAGUCUAGUGUCCCCCAGGCGCAACAGCGCCCUCCUCCACAGGGGCCUGUUCAACUGACGUCAUCAGAGAAGGAAUGCCAUUCCAGAGGUGAAGGAGGUCCACAACAAGUAGCUGCUAACACUACUGCUGCCCGUCAAGGAGCCCCACCACAGCAGCGUCCGUCUCCCCAGGGCCAGCCCCCUGCCCAAACCCAGUCUGUGACCAGUCCUAAUGCUCAGAACCCCCCUGCCCAACAAACCCGGCCCAAUCAACCCCCACAGCGACAGGCCAGUCAAGGGGCCGCAGGUCAGCAGAGGCCCGCUACGGCACAGGGUCCCGUCCGUGGCCCGGGUGGCUCUCCUCAGUCACCGAGGCCCCAGCAAGGUGGUCCCCAACAGCAGCCACAGAGGCCUCAAACUGGCGGCCAGGGUCCCAAACCAGCUGGUCAGCCUCAGCAGAGGCCUCAGCAGCCAAGACAAGGCCAGCCAACCAGGCAGCCCACCCAGGGUGGACCACAGCCAACCCAGGACGCCCCUCAACCAGCCCUGCAAACGCAGAGCAGUCCUCGCCCUCCUACCACUCAGCAACCACGGCCUACUGCACAGAGCCAGGGAGGUCUAGGAGGCCCAGGAGGUGCACGACCUCCCUUGCAACAGAAACCCACACCUCCACAGAAACCAAGUCCUGAUCACCCAGCUCUGAGUGGAUCGCCACAGCUUAACAAAUCCCAGUCUCUUACCAAUACAUUCAACAUUCCAGAAACGCCGGCCGCCCAGCACCAAAAUCCUAGUCAGGACGAAGCCAAGGCUGAGACCAUCCGCAACCUUCGGAAAUCCUUUGCAAGCCUCUUCUCUGUGGAAUAAACACACACACACACACACACACACACAGAAACACAUACACAGACAGAGAGGUUAUGCAGUCUUUCUAAAAAUCAUACAAACACAGACACUUGUCAAUUAUACACAGGAAGGACCAAUUAUAUAGCACAUUGCAGUGCACUUCAGAUCUGUGCACAUCAAUUUGCAAUGCAACAUAAAUAAAACACUGCCUGCACUGCUAAAGACUGCAAUAUGAAGUGAGAUAUCACAGCAUUAUUGCAGUUAAAUCUUUUAACACAACUGAAUUCUUUAGACACAUUCCCAGUUUUUCGAGGCCAACUGAUGGAGGGAGGUGUGAAAAUAAAAUUCCACACACAGAAACACUCGCACGCACCCUUUUACACUACCUACACAGUGACUGGACCUGCAUACACUUAGCACACGUGCUUUGCCUAUUCAUUCCAGUCUCCUAUUAUUAACUAAUAAUCCUAGAUUGCUUUUGAAAAUGAAAAGUUUUGGUGGACAUUUUGUUGUAAAAUCAUCCACCGCCACGCUCUCUCAGAUAUAUGAUAUCUGAAGUAUGUCUGCUAAUUGUCUGAAGCAUGUUCUGUUACGAUAAGGGGCACCAUCUUAUGAUUUUAACAGUGCGCCACAUUGUAAUGUAACCAAAUGUUUUAUUGUUCCGUAUUUUACACGCUUGAGCAGGAUUUUAGGAUUUAAGCACAAGCUUCCAUCAUCGAAACUAACCCCCGCAGCUGUUAGUGCUAGCCACUUGCGUUACUUGCAUGUCACUUAAGGAGAACGUAGUCGCACAAUGUGGGUGGUCUUGCUUUGUGUCGUGUCUUUGCACCUAGAAAAGGUAGUUGUAGUGAAAACGUUGUUUCAUUUUCGUGAGCAAGCUGUCGCUGCUUCCCUGACGUCCCUUUUCCUGACAAGACUCACAAUUGUACACACUUCAACGUGUUUAAUAUGCCUUAGCCUGAUAGGCAUACAAAAAGAGAUUGGUUUUGUGCAAUCACAUAUGUCUCAGGGACGUCCUGAAGAGAAAGACGCAAUGACCUAGCGUCACUGAUCAGGUCUUCCAACCCAUUACUGUAUAGAGUUAUUGAUUGCGAAAGCCAGUAAAGGGAGGUAUCCGUCGAAUGUAUUUGUUUGCUACAUAAACAUGUUUGCACACUAAUACUGUAACACUUGAGAACAUAUGAGAUGGGUGAAAGCUCAGGAAGGUUUGUUGCAUCAAGAGAAGGUAUAUUUUGCAUGCCUGGAUGAGUAUGUAGGUGUUUGGAGCUGCUUGUUCGUCACACUUGGGCCCUAUGAAAACGCAAAGCUAAAAUACAAAGCCAAGGAUGCCAUCAGCAGCAAAUGUCUUCACAAAAAGAUCAUCUUUAGAGGAGAUGCUUUUCACAUGUUGGAUUUUAGACUAAACCGCAUUUAGUAUGUCCCAGUGUGAUCCCAGUUACACAAUGUGGAUCCUAAACCAACUACCCCUGAAACGCCAUACCCAAGGAGUUUAGAGCUGAACCGGCAGUGUCUUCCACAAGUGAGGAUAAAACAUCCCAAUACUGGUGUGUUUUAGGCAAUAUAUUUAGUCAAGGCCAUUCCAGGAGUCCCGACCCAAUCCCGAAUCCUCCUUUGCUUUCCCGCUCACCAGCCUGUUGUGUAUUCGCAGUGAUCCUUUUGUGACAAAUGGUGCGUUAAUGUGUAUAUAUAUGUAUAAUGUAAUGUUGUACCGUAAACUGUCUAAACCAAAUAGAAGUGUUGUACAGAUCUUAACUCAACAAACGAUGCAAACGCCCUGUAUUUGAUUUGAUUCUCAAAAGGUGAUCAUUGUGGGUCUUGCAUAAGACAGGAUUUUAACUUCAAUCAGAUGUGAUUUAGGUUGUGCAAUAUCUCCACUGUAAACUAAACCUAACAAGUCUGUGUUCUUUAUUUGACCCAUUUUGUGACAAAUGCAGUUGUUAAAAGUCAUCUUCAGUGUAAGUAGCUUGGUUCACAUAUGUGGUUAUCUAGAUGGUCCUCCAUGAUAUUGUUGUGGCUCAGGCAAACUUUCAGUGCUUUUCUGUGUGGUCAUGUUUUUACCAAUUAGGAUAGAUAUGUACUGUAUGUUAAAUGAUGGCUUUAAUGAAUGUCUAAUGACUAACUGUAUCACUGAUGCAAUCAGGUUUCGGAGGCAAAUGAAACUUAAGUCAUUUAUUUGAAUUUUGCAGAACUUAUGGAACCCAUGCCUGAGGUUUGUACUCCACAGUUUGGUUUAAGUU